Messenger RNA from Poeciliopsis prolifica (blackstripe livebearer), 6380 nucleotides. RefSeq names its product phospholipid-transporting ATPase ID-like. Gene Ontology annotation, cellular component: plasma membrane. Gene Ontology annotation, molecular function: ATP hydrolysis activity; magnesium ion binding; ATPase-coupled intramembrane lipid carrier activity. NCBI's taxonomy places the organism in Eukaryota, Metazoa, Chordata, Actinopteri, Cyprinodontiformes, Poeciliidae. The record is from RefSeq and is a predicted model, not a curated record. The coding region runs from base 120 to 3740 and encodes 1206 amino acids. Gene Ontology annotation, biological process: phospholipid translocation; Golgi organization. The transcript is spliced from 28 exons.
GGGACAUUUCAGACCCCCGCUUUUCUCCUCCGGGUUUUUUGUUUCUUUCAUUUCUGUUUGCUCACAGAAACCCGCAGCUUUACGAUUGUUGUGAUGGAGAGAUAACGGAGGAAGAGAAGAUGUCGUUCUUUGGGUUGGACUGUUUCCCAAAGUCUGAGGGAGCGGAGCUGGAGAGGAAACUCAGAGCCAACGACAGAGAGUACAACCGCUCCUUUAAAUACGCAACAAACGCCAUCAAGACCUCCAAGUACAAUUUCUUCACCUUCCUUCCUCUCAACCUGUUCGAACAGUUCCAGAGGAUCGCCAACGCCUACUUCCUGGUUCUGCUGGUGCUGCAGUUGAUUCCUGAGAUCUCCUCCCUGUCCUGGUUCACCACCGUCGUUCCUCUCGCCCUCGUGCUGACGGUCACCGCUGCUAAGGACGCAACUGACGACAUCAAUCGCCACAGGAGCGACAAUCAAGUAAACAACAGAAAAGUUGAAGUACUAAUUGACAGAAAGCUACGGAGCGAGAAAUGGAUGGAGGUCCAGGUAGGAGACAUCAUCAAGCUAGAAAACAACCAGUUUGUAACCGCCGACCUCCUGCUGCUCUCCAGCAGCGAACCCCUGAACCUCGUGUACAUCGAGACGGCAGAACUGGACGGAGAGACCAACCUGAAGGUCAAGCAGGCCCUUCCCGUCACUGGGGACCUGGGAGACGACAUCGAAAAACUGGCAGAUUUUAAUGGCGAGGUUCGCUGCGAACCCCCCAACAAUCGUCUGGACCGCUUCAACGGGACGCUGGCGUUCGCCGGUCAGAAAUACCCGCUGGACAACGAGAAGAUCCUGCUGCGCGGCUGCACCCUGAGGAACACCGACUGGUGCUUCGGCCUGGUGCUGUUCGGGGGUCAGGAGACGAAGCUGAUGCAGAACAGUGGGAAAAGCACUUUCAAGAGAACCAGCAUCGACCGUCUGAUGAACGUUCUGGUUCUAUGUAUUUUUGGUUUUCUGGCAUUCAUGUGCACCAUCCUGGCCAUCGGGAAUUACAUCUGGGAGGUGAACAACGGCUCCAACUUCACCGUCUUCCUGCCGAGACAAGACAACGCCGGCUUCUCGGCCUUCCUCACCUUCUGGUCCUACAUCAUCAUCCUCAACACCGUGGUGCCCAUCUCGCUUUACGUCAGUGUGGAAAUCAUUCGUCUGGGGAACAGCUUCUACAUCGACUGGGACAGGAAGAUGUAUUAUUCCCGCAGCGACACGCCGGCCGAGGCGCGCACCACCACGCUGAACGAGGAGCUCGGUCAGAUCAAGUACGUCUUCAGCGACAAGACGGGGACGCUCACCCAGAACAUCAUGAUCUUCAACAAAUGCUCCAUCAACGGGAAGUCCUAUGGAGAUGUUUAUGACUACACAGGUCAGAGACUUGAUAUUUCUGAGCAUAAACACCCGGUGGACUUCUCCUUCAACGCGCUGGCCGACCCGCGGUUCGUCUUCUACGACCACGCGCUGGUGGAGGCGGUGAAGCUGGAGAACCCGGAGGUCCACGCCUUCUUCAGGCUGCUGGCGCUCUGCCACACCGUCAUGGCCGAGGAGAAGAAGGAAGGAGAGCUUCUCUAUCAGGCCCAGUCUCCAGACGAAGGCGCGCUCGUGACGGCGGCCAGAAACUUUGGAUUCGUCUUCCGCUCGCGAACCCCCGACAGCAUUUCCAUCGUGGAAAUGGGAAAUCAGCGCAGCUACGAACUGCUGGCGAUCCUCGACUUCAACAACGUCCGCAAGAGGAUGUCCGUCAUCGUGCGCAGUCCGGAGGGGAAGCUCUCUCUCUACUGCAAAGGCGCCGACACGAUCAUCUACGAGAGGCUGCACCAGUCCUGCAGCAAGCUGAUGGACGUCACCACGGAGCACCUCAACGAAUUUGCAGGGGAGGGACUGCGGACGCUCGCUCUGGCCUACAAAGAUUUGGACGAGGAGUAUUUCAUUCAGUGGAGACAGCGCCACCAUGAGGCGAGCGUCUCGCUGGAAGACAAGGAGAGCAAACUGGAUGAGCUAUACGAGGAGAUAGAGAAGGACCUGCUGCUGCUGGGAGCUACAGCCAUCGAAGACAAGCUGCAGGACGGAGUGCCUCAGACCAUUGAGCAACUGGCCAAAGCAGACAUCAAAAUCUGGGUUCUGACUGGUGACAAGCAAGAAACGGCAGAAAACAUCGGCUACUCAUGCAACCUGCUGCGGGAGGAAAUGAAAGACGUCUUCAUCGUCUCGGGUCACUCGCCUGAGGAUGUCCGACAAGAACUGAGAAAUGCACAAAACUCCAUGAAGCCAGACGGAGCAGCAAACAGCCUGCUUUUGCCAGAGGAGAAGAGUAAAAAUUUGAUUGAAGACGAGGAGGCCAAUGGGGAGUACGGACUGGUCAUCAACGGACACAGCCUGGCGUACGCCUUGGAGAGCAGCCUGGAGCUGGAGUUCCUCAGGACGGCGUGUUUGUGUAAAGCGGUGAUCUGCUGCAGGGUGACGCCGCUGCAGAAGGCCCAGGUGGUGGAGCUGGUCAAGAAGUACAAGAAGGCGGUAACUCUGGCUAUCGGUGAUGGAGCCAACGACGUCAGCAUGAUCAAAGCGGCUCAUAUUGGUGUUGGCAUCUCAGGACAGGAGGGCAUGCAGGCCGUCCUGUCCAGCGACUACUCCUUCGCCCAGUUCCGCUUCCUGCAGCGCCUCCUGCUGGUGCACGGUCGCUGGUCCUACCUGCGCAUGUGUAAAUUCCUACGCUACUUCUUCUACAAGAACUUCACCUUCACCUUCGUCCACUUCUGGUUUGCCUUCUUCUGCGGAUUCUCUGCGCAGACGGUGUAUGACGAGUGGUUCAUCACGCUCUACAACCUGAUGUACACAGCGCUGCCUGUUCUGGGAAUGAGCCUGUUUGAUCAGGAUGUGAACGACGCCUGGAGUUUCCAGCACCCACAGCUCUACAUUCCCGGCCAACUCAGCCUGUACUUCAGCAAGACGGCCUUCUUCAAAUGCGCCGUCCACAGCUGCUACAGCUCUCUGGUGCUGUUCUUCAUCCCGUACGCCGCGCUGCAGGACACAGUGAGGAGCGACGGGAAGGACGUGGCCGACUACCAGUCCUUCGCCCUGCUCACGCAGACCUGCCUGCUGUUUGCCGUCAGCAUCCAGCUGGGGUUGGAGAUGUCCUACUGGACGGCAGUGAACACCUUCUUCGUUUUGGGAAGUCUGGCCAUGUACUUCGCCGUCACCUUCACCAUGAACAGCAACGGGAUGUUCCUCGUCAUUCCAUCAGCUUUCCCCUUCAUAGGAGCGGCUCGAAACUCUCUGAACCAGCCCAACAUUUGGCUGACGAUCAUCCUGACCUCCAUCCUGUGCGUACUUCCUGUGGUUACCUGCCGUUUCCUGUUGAUUCAGCUCUGCCCCACCAUCAACGACAAGGUAAUGUUCAAGGUCAGAAAGGCCAGAGCUACACCUCCUCCUCCGCCUCGCCGCUCCCGGAUCCGCCGCACCAGCUCCCGCCGCUCGGGCUACGCCUUCUCCCACGCGCAGGGCUACGGCGACCUGGUGACGUCGGGCCGUUUCCUGAGGCGUCCCGCCGGGCCGCGGGCGUCGGGUUUCCCCCAGGUGGGCCGCGCCGCCACAGGGUUCAGCCCCAUGGGCCGGUCAGCGGGCUACAGCCCGACGGGCCGGCCCCAGCACCUGAAGGUACCGGACGUGGAGGUGACCUCGCUGCAGAUGUACAGGACAUUCAGCGACGCUGCUCUAUGAAAGCCAAUGAAACUUCUGAAGGGAAACAGAAUCGCUGAGGUUUUUGUGGGAAUUUUUUCGCUGACAGUUUCAUUUGAAGGAUCGGCAGCCGCCACUUCCGAGAGGUAAACGGUUUACUGGCCUCAAAUGUUUAAGUUUGAACCUGAAGGAACCAGCAGAUGGGACACUAACAGACGGAUCUACUUGACAACAGACACAGAAACAGAUCAAUGAGCUUCCAGGCAGCAAAACCAGAGGCUGGAAGUGAUUUAACGUGUUGGGAAACACAGAGUGUCAUCAUGUUUACAGACUGCCCAGACCUUCGUAAUCCUGGGAGUCCAGAGGCAACGCAGAGCUUCGUAAAGAGGGAACAACCAGCAAAGACACGCUGCUGUCAGUACUUUACUCUUGUUUUUCUCUUCAUUUGUGAUUUCUUUAACAGGCUAGGAAAGAUCAGUGGUCUGUACAAAACAUGUUACAUUUUUAACAUAAAAUCAUUUUAGAUAAUGGGAUUUCCUGUCAGAAUGAGCUGCUUUAGGACCUCUUGUCACUUUAAAUCCAAAUAAACUGCUGCUGGCGACGCCCCCCAAUUCAACGAUUACACUCACGUGAAAACGGCUGUAAACACAUGCAAGAUUAUACAACCGUACUUCUUUGAAAAGCAGAAGUGGAGCCUUCUGCACAAUCAACCAGAAUGCAGGAUUUGGUUUCUGGAUGCUAAAUCAACAAGUAAACACUUGUGUUUUCCAGCAGCCAUUGUACAGCAAUAAAACCAGCUGUAUGGCGCCCCGCUGUGGUCACUAAGUAACAGCACAGUGUGUGUCAAAAAUAUGAACGUUUUUGAAACGAGUCGUUUUUCAGAAACAUAAACACAGUUGGAUAGAGAACAACUUAUCAGCUGUCAAUCGUGAAAAGUUUCUGUGAGAAUUAUAGUUACAUACCUGUAGCACAUGCAGCCGUUCUAAACAUCGUCAGAGUUAUUAUGCACAUCAGGAGGUGCAAAGAAAUAAUGUGAUCGAACUUGAAGAGUUCAAAAACGUUCAACAGAUUCCUACCUGUCAUUAUUUCUAACACAAAGAUGAAGCAAAAAUGGAAAAGAUUAAAUCGUUUUUUUUUAUAAAAUAACUAAGUACACCCCAGAGCAGUGGUUUCCAGACUGGGACCCCCAGAUUAUCCACCUCAUUUUUUUUUGCUGCUCCUCUUUAAAUCUCUAUUUUUUUAGGUUUGAAUCCCAAGCAGAGAUGCUUUACUUUUUUAUUUUCCCAUAAUUCUAUGUGUGAUUUAUUUAUUUAUUGUAAAGGUUUUUAAUUAACAAAUGGAUUAAUCAAAACCCCCCAAAUAUUGGUUUUGUCAUUACAGAAAUUAAACAUUUUCCCUGCAGUUUUCAUAUUAAAACUCAAUAUUGAGGCUAUUAUAGUUGAAACCAGAAGGAUUUUAUUUUCUGAUUUUACUUCUUUAUUUCAUUUCUCUAUUUGUGGAUUUGAAACACCUACAAAAACAAACUUAUUCUUCAGUUUUAAAAUGUGCCUGGUUACAUAUUGAUCAGUAAUUUUUUGCACCGCAGCUCCAAGGAAGUAUUUUUAUGGUUUUGUGUUUUUGAGUUCGUCCAUUUUGGUUGUUUCUGUCAAACCAUAGAGACACUACGAACACGACCGGUCGGGCUUCCCUGCUCUCUGGCUCUUCCUGGUCAGUUAGUCGUCUGCCUGGUUGUUGGUGCUUUCACAGUUAGAGGUGACCAUAAAAAACAAGGAUGUAGAAAACAUCGUUAUGGACUUUAUAUUGUCAGAAAACGUUUUAUCUUCUGAUCAGAAGUCACGUAAAGUCGUCUGUUUAUUGUCUUUGUCAUUUUGCAGCUGGAUGCUUUAACAAGACGUUUAAAAUGCUGUUUUACUUGAUCUGCACACCUUUGAAUGAAAAGCCUGAAAUUGAAACAACAUGGAGAUGAUAAUAUGUUCGUUUGGUUGAAACAGGGAUGAUUUCUGUCAAUGAACAAAUCUUAAGUAAAUAUUUUAUACUUUAUAUUUUAAUAUUUUAGUAUUUACACAAAUAUUUAACAGAAAAUUGUAUAUGCAUUUUUUGGUUGCUUGUUUUUUUGUUUUUUAAGUUUUAAUUUUUGUUUUUGCCCCAAUUCCAGUUGAUGCAAAUUUUGUCCCUGAUGAUGAACCAAAGAUAUUUAAAGCUUACAUGUUGUAAAUGACUGUUUAUGGUUAUUUGAUGCUGAAAAUCAAAGUUGAACUUGGAUCUGUUUUUAUUUUCAAGUCAAACCCGUCAAAAGGAAAAAGUUUUGUUGCGUCUUCUUGGUGUUUUCAGAAAAGAUGACAUUGUUAAUCUUUUGUUACUUUGGAUCUUGCACAACAGAACCUUUUCUGGAUGCUGAUAAUUUGACAUUUUGCAUGGCAGCUAAAAGAUGCAAUAAUUCCUGUUUGCUUUUCAUUUUAAAUAAUGAAUUUAUCGCCUCAAACUGUGGCAGAUUGUAUUGCGAGUGCCUUUCGCAAUAGCAGGAACUUCGUGUUUUCUGUUGUGCUGUUUUGCUGCAUCGUUAUUAUGGUGAUGGGAUAUAUGAUCACUUCCUCUGAUUUACCACACUGCACUUCUGAUUGUUUUGUAUCUUUUUAUACACUUCAGAUGUUUCAUCUGUAAUAAAGAGACCUGAAAUAUGAA